Molecule: messenger RNA, 4683 nt
Organism: Oikopleura dioica
Lineage: Eukaryota; Metazoa; Chordata; Appendicularia; Copelata; Oikopleuridae
Source: the annotation of a GenBank genome assembly
AUGGCGGAGAUAAUCGAGGAAUAUGGCCUCGACCCACAUCGCUUCAAAAGAGUUGGUAACAUGGACAAACGAGUGAAGAAGGAUUUCUUCAAGCUACCUCGACCUCGAGAAAUGGUUGAUACAUCGCGGAUUGUAGAACUCAUCUCAAAAAUCGACCCUACGGUACUAGACAGAAUUGAAACAAUCACGGUUAAUGAAAAUCAAAUGACUGAAGUAGCAAGACUAAGCCACUUGGUGGAAGAAGUCGAAAAAAUGUUUGAAAAUUCUCAAAACAUGCAACAUACAAUGACCAUGAAAAUGAAUCAGUAUAAUGCAUUGAUAAACGAGAUGGAAGAAAGGCGAAGUAGCGAUGAAGAAAGAUAUCAGAACACGAGAAAAUCUAUGGAAGCCGAAAACAAAAAACGCACGCAAGAACUUGAACGACAACUAAAGGAAUUCAAGGAACGGGGAAAACAGCUUCAGGGACAGUUAGAUCACUUUAUACAUGAAGAGAAACCAAGACUACAAGCGCAAGUACUGGAUCUCAGCAGUCAAGUCGAUAGACUCAAAGAAAAGCAAUCGGAACAGGACAACCUGAUCCGGGAGCAAGAAUGCGCGUACACAGAUCUAACGGAUGAACUUGAUAUGGCAAGAAAGAACUUGGUGGAGAAAACACGCGAGUGUGAGAAAAUAAGCAAGAAAAAUGUAAACCUCGUCCAAAAAUCUGUUGAACUGGAAAAAAAGAAUAUCGAACUUACGAUUAAGGUGAAAACAGAAAGGGACAGGUCGAGAUUGGCAAACACGUCGAUAAAGCAAAAUUCCUCUGCUAUUGCCGGCACGGAGACGCCAAUGCCAACCAUGGGAAAUGGCAACGAUGAUGACGAUGACAGGUUGCCGGGUAGAGAGAAGGGCACCAACCAUCAUGGCGCCGCUUCACCGUACCUGGGAAAUCAACCUGACAGUGUUGCCGACAAGGAUUACGAUGGCGCCGACAAUAGAGAGUAUUACCUCUCAAAAAACCAACAAGUGCCGCGAUCGCCGGAGGACGUCAAAGAACCUGAUCGUCAACAUGAUAUUGCCUAUCAUUUCGUGAGAAACCUCCGUGAUGCCAAUGUGGCCCAGCAGCUGAGACUGCAGCGACACUUAGUGCCCUUUGCUAACUUGGGUACAGUGGCACAUAGCAUUGCAUCCAACUUGGGCCAGAGCACCACGACAAUUGCAUCGGUCGGACAAGUUGCAGCAACGCCGUGGGGAAACCAGCAACAAGAUACAGAGCGACUGGUGGAGACAAUCGUUGCAGCAAUAUCAAAACUAAACGGCUACAACUACAACGAACGUACCGGCGGUCUCAAGAAAGACGUGAGCAGCGGUACUCGAGAGGUAACAGCCGAGACCGGGACGGUUACUACCGAAGGAAAGAUAGAAGCUCAAGCCGAGGGCGAGACGAACGGAACGACCAGUACCGUCAACGAAGCUAUAGCCGAGGAAGAGAGAAAGAACGGCGAUACUCCAAGAAUUACAGCAACAACCGGCAUAGUUCGAAGGAGAGAGAGCGAAGAAGUGGCACUCCACACCCAAGGCGAGAAAGUCGCUCUCCUUCCAAGGACCGAUCCGUCAGUAGAGAGGACGGGCAACGAGAUCACUCGGUGCCACGCAGAGACUUUGCGUAAUGAACCUGUUAUCACCAAAGUAAAGUGCCUGCUAGAUUCAGGCGCAGCUCCAGCUUUGCUAGACGCGAAUCAUCCACUUGCAGAACAUGCGACAUGUCAUCAAGGGCUACAAUCAUUCAAAAGCUACGAUGGCAUCUGCAAGUCCGAGCCAAAGCGCACUUUGGCUGCGACUUUAAAAACACCGAUAGACAACAGAAAAAUUGGAGAAGUCGAUCUUAUGAUUACGGAGAUCAAGAACAAAUUUGACAUGAUCUUGAACUUCGAAUUUCUUACAAAUUUCUUCACCGGAUACAGCGAAUCUCAUGCGAUCUUAAUCAGAAAAGACAAUACAGCUGAAACCUAUCACCUCAAGCUCCUUGGCAAUAUUAUCAAAACGCCAAAAAUCCGCCUGCAGCCAUUCGAGACCAGAACGAUUGCGACCACUAACCAAUCUCUGGACAGUGGUUUCUGUGAUAAAGACGGGGAUGAAGCAUGGAUGCCUAGAAGUAACUUGAGUCCACAAGGGGAUACAGCUACAAGUGUACCAGCUCGAGAGCAUUGGGCAUUUGAUACAUCCAGAAAUGUAUCAGCACACAACAUCUCUUUCGUCCAAACCAGAAAUAUGGCUAAUGACAUCCCGGUCAUCUCAAGGGGGAAUCAGAUCGACAUAGUCAACAACAGCCCAAGCUUUCUUGACUUGGCGGAAGAUGCAGUCCCGAUACAAUCUGUGUUGCCGAUCAAAGUCGAUGAAAAUUCGCAACCAGAAUUUACUAACCCACCCCAUAUGAGAAAAUACCAGAACCUACCAAAGCUACCGGAUUCAGCGUUUAACAUCAACCAAGCCUUGAGGCCACAAGACAAAGCUAAACUGCUAAGUCUUCUCCAUGAAUAUGGACACGUCUUUAGCAGGAACAGAAAUGAUCUGGGGCCGGGAGCAAGAACACCGUUUAGCUACAAGAUUGACUACACGGUGGAACAGCCACAGCUAAGAAAAAUCAUCCCUAUACCGGAGCGUUACAAGGACGACUUACGAAAGCACAUCAAAGUGCUCGAAGAGCAAGGAGUGGUGGCAAGGGCAGACAUGGAAAUGGUAGUUACCACUUCAUGGGUGGCAGUACCAAAGAAGAACAACACGAUACGAUGGUGCCUGGAUUGUCGACCUCAAAACUCGGUCACUCUCCAGACCAAUUUCCCGUUGCCCCCGCUGACUCAAAUCCUGGCGAAGAUGUCAAACAACAAAUUCUUCUCCAGUUAUGAUUUGACGAGCGCUUUCCACCAAUUUUGCUUGAAUCCGUCCAACUUCCGAUACUACACGUUUUGGACCCGGACAACAAUGUUUUCUACUAUCGGCGAGCUCCCUUUGGAGGCAGAACGACUACUGUAUUUAUACAGAGUCUGUUCUCCAACGUCAUCUUGCCGAAAUAAGAACUUCGAGGAGCAUCUUGAGGAUGUCAGACAAUUGCUCCACAGACUUAGCGAAUGCAACAUCGUACUUAACGUGGAGAAGUGUACCUUUGCAACCAGAACAAUCAAUCUGUUCGGGUACACGUUAUCGGAGAAAGGAUACACGCCAGAAAAAGGAAGGAUCAGCAAAAUCAGGGAACUCGCGACGCCGAAAACCAAGAAGGAGCUUAAGUCCAGUGUGGCGGCACUUGCCUAUUACCGGGCAUCAGUAGAACGCUUCGCAGAGUUUGCGGCACCUCUCUUUGAUUUGCUCAAAGAAUCGGCAAAGUUCGACGAAUCAGAAGUAGAAAGACCGUGGCGCAGGCUCUUAAGGGCGGUCGAGGAAGCACACACACUCACAUGUCCCGAUCUCAACCUAAAAUUCAUCCUGAGAACAGACUCGUCCAAGCGAUCUUAUGGUUCGAUUCUGAGUCAAAUAAGGGGAGAUAAGGAAGAGAUCAUCAGGAUUACGUCGAAUCAGUGGACUUCCACACAGCUGUGUUGGGCAAUAAGUUGCAAGGAACUCAUCUCAACCGCGGCUGGAGUCCGAGCGAAUGAGGAACUGCUCAGAGGGAAGUUCUUCCACAUAGAGACAGACAAUCAAGCGAACUUGCAUACUCUGCAGAGUCGCAAAAGAAUCUACCUCGACAGAACUGGACCUGUAGCGCGUGCUAUCCUCUACCUGGCUCUUUUUGACUUUUCGGUGGAAUGGCUCAAAGGAACAGAAGAGAGGUUCUUGCUGACUGAUUUGCUGAGCAGAAAAGUGAUCACAAAGGACUCAGAGAUCAGAAUAGCCCAGAAAACGAAGGAGCCAUUACUCAGUGUGCGGACCUUAACCGACAAGUGGAUCCCUCUUGAUUCUCAGCAAGCUGAGGAAAUCGACUUCCAGUACGGAAGCUCGCCGCUAGCAGCUUCAAUUACGCAAGCGGUAUGGUCAAAACUAGGAAACACCAAAAAGGUCGGAAUAGAUGCCAAGCCAGCAACAAUCUAUUAUGAUCAAGAGGAACCUGUAACGACAAUCAGGAGGCGAAUCCACCAGAUCUGUGCGGUGAAAACAGCACCAGCGGUUACCAGGCCAAAUUUUGCCACAAUCAUAUCGGAAGUGAAACACCGGCAGAAAGACGACCCAGCAAUCCGAUCGAAAGUAAGGAGUGUUCUGGCCGGCCGUCAGAAAAAGAGUGGCUACGAAGCUAAAUUAGAACCACCCUCUACAACGUAUGUUCUACGACGGCAUGGGAAACUCUGUGUUCCGGAAGAAAUGGUUCCGGAAAUAAUGCAAAAAUUGCACUCACACAGAAGUAACCGGCUGGAACUGCAAAUUCUUCAGUCGAUGGACUUGUACUGGGAAGGCAUGGCUACAAGUGUAUCCGAUUGGGCGCUGGCCUCCAUGGGAGUCUCCUGUCGAGAGAUGGUUGAAACGUCCAAUAUGCAUUUCAAGAAAGAUGCAUGUCCCUUGUUGUCGGUUAUCAGCUACGGCGUCGAUGUCAACAACAAUCCCAAGAAGGUCUACAACCAUCUUCUCAGCGAAAUACGCGUGGCCAAAGAUAUCCAGUUCAGCCUUGCUGGAAUAAAAGUCGCACUUGAAAAUGCCGUCGCUGCUGUCGGCCCCUAA